AACGUUUCAACCAAUUCCUAUUCUUUUUGUGCUUUGUGUUUAAGGAUUUAAGGAUCAAUGUAUCUGCAUUCACACAUUCUUUAAGCCUCUCUCCAUACAUCCUGAACCCUUUUGCUGCUCCCUCCACUUUUAGUUGUUAAAUUCAAAAACCCAUUUGUGUUUCGAAUCCAAAAUGGCAAAAAGUUUAGAUCUUUCUCUGAUUCUCUUUGUUCUGUAUGUGUCCACCGCAGCGGUAGCCAUGGCCACAAACCUUGAAGAGGAAUCAAGUGGUGAUACAGAGUUCGUGAAAGCUUCUUGUGAGACAACAACGUACCCGGACCAAUGCUUCCAGUCUCUGUCUUCAUAUGCAAGCGAGAUCAAGAAGCGGCCUCGUCAGCUCGCCGAGACAGCGCUUGCCGUUAUCACGGCUCGAGCAAAGUCAGCUAAAACUUAUGUCUCGGACAUGACUGACUAUAAAGGAAUCACAAAGAGGCAGCACGAGGCUGUAUUGGACUGUGUAGAAGAGAUGGGAGAUACUGUUGACAGGUUGAGCAAGUCGCUGAAGGAACUGAAGCAUCUGGAGGAAGGCGAAAGCGGAGAAGACUUCUGGUUCUGUUUGAGCAAUGUACGGACAUGGACAAGUGCGGCUCUGACAGAUGAGACCACGUGUCUUGAUGGGUUUGGAGGGAAAGCCAUGGAUGGAGAGCUGAAAAGCUUAAUCAGAGCACACAUUGUGCGUGUGGCGCAAGAUACGAGCAAUGCCCUGGCUCUUAUCAAUGUCUUUGCUUCCAAGCAUUGAAAACAUUGCCAAAGGUUUGGUCUUAGGAACAGAGUUUUUCUCUUGGAUUUGGUUUCUAUUGCGAUUUGAAAAAUUGUGCUUUCGUUUGGUUUCGAGUCUUGUCAGUUACUCUUGCCAUGUUGUUGUAUUAUUAUCUACGGUCUACAUAGUUGAAGGUGUUGAUUUUGAUUUUAUCUGAUUAUAGAUUUUGUUUUCCAUGUGAAGUUAUUUGAAAUCCCCUCUUUUAAACGUCUCAAGUCAUUCUUUCAUGUUCAUUCAUCUGAGAUAGUGAUGGCAGUAGAGCUGAAUGUUCGAUGGGCCUGAAGGGGGACUUAUGGAU
This is a messenger RNA of Eutrema salsugineum, 1097 nucleotides long. RefSeq names its product pectinesterase inhibitor 7. Bases 173 to 778 code for a protein of 201 amino acids. The transcript has a single exon. Gene Ontology annotation, biological process: negative regulation of catalytic activity. NCBI's taxonomy places the organism in Eukaryota, Viridiplantae, Streptophyta, Magnoliopsida, Brassicales, Brassicaceae. Gene Ontology annotation, molecular function: enzyme inhibitor activity. The record is from RefSeq and is a predicted model, not a curated record.